Molecule: messenger RNA, 1168 nt
Organism: Symbiodinium sp. CCMP2592
Lineage: Eukaryota; Dinophyceae; Suessiales; Symbiodiniaceae
Source: the annotation of a GenBank genome assembly
AUGGUGCGGUGGAAGCAGAAUCUGAGGGAGAAGUGUCCGCAGUGUGGUGAAGUCUACGACAAAGCAGCCGAGCAUGUUCGAAGAUGCACUGCCGGCAUGUGCGAGGGGUGCGAUCGGUUGUUCAAGAUCGAUGAGCUGGAUGCUCACCAAGCCAAAUGCCAGUACUUCACCGUGUGCCCCGGCUGCGACGUACGAAUGCUGAAGCGCAACUGGCGCGAACACCAGGAGGAAUGCCCCGGCUAUCGCAGAUGCUUGGGCUGCCACAAGGCAGUUCUGAAAAGAGACCUGCAGAAUCACUACAAGGAGUGCCAGCAGGUCUGCAUCCUGGACGAUCCAGAGGGAAAGGCGGUCCCCAUGGAUCAAGCUCUCAAAUGCCCCUGUUGCAACAAGAGGGUCUUCUUCAAAGACUUGCAGACGCACCAAAAGGAGCGCUGUCCCGAGACGGUCUUCUGCAGAGACUGCAACAUGCCCUACAAGAAGGGCGCUGACGCUGAGCAUCGCAGCGGAUGCAGGAAAAGGCACCGAUGCAUCUGCGGCCAAUUCAUCCUCAACUCGGACAAGAAGGAGCACCAGAAGAGAUGCCCGGAGUAUGAGAAGUGCCACACCUGCGGGGAGUUCAUCCUGCGCUCCCAGACGUUAUCCCAUGCCAGCCGGUGCAGCCAGACCAGGUACUGCAACAACUGCUGCAAGGCGGUUCUGGUCCGUGACUGGCAGGCGCACCAGGCGGCCUGCAAGAAGAGGAAGGACAUAGCCGAGACUCCGAAGAAGAGCUCCAAGCGGACUGGGAGUCCUUCGAACACCCCGCCAUCCAGCAAAAAGCAGAGGAAGGAGGAGAAGAGGCAGAAGAAGGAGGAGAAGAGGCUGAAGAAAGCCGAAAAAGCAGGAAGAGAGGUGGCAGCGAAGCCAUCCCCCAAGCCAGCCCCACGGCCCUCCCAGCCCUCCCAGCCUUCCCAGCCCUCCCAGCCUUCCUCCCUGUCUGCCCGUCCUGCCCCACAGCCCGCGCUGAGACCGCUUCCUCCCUUGACCGCUGCUGUUCGGAUCAACGGGCAGCCGCCGCCGCCAAGGAUGCAGCCGCCAAGGUUCAGGCCUCAGAGUCGCCGCCGGCACGAAGAUGAGGCUCAGGAGGAGCUGGGAUCUGAAACCGUGUACUUGGAGCCCGCCCACCAAG